This is a messenger RNA of Scophthalmus maximus (turbot), 2121 nucleotides long. RefSeq names its product galactose-1-phosphate uridylyltransferase (gene galt). Gene Ontology annotation, molecular function: zinc ion binding; UDP-glucose:hexose-1-phosphate uridylyltransferase activity. The transcript has 12 exons. The record is from RefSeq and is a predicted model, not a curated record. The coding region runs from base 384 to 1493 and encodes 369 amino acids. Gene Ontology annotation, biological process: beta-D-galactose catabolic process via UDP-galactose, Leloir pathway. NCBI's taxonomy places the organism in Eukaryota, Metazoa, Chordata, Actinopteri, Pleuronectiformes, Scophthalmidae. Gene Ontology annotation, cellular component: cytoplasm.
CGGAAGCCGAGUUUGUCGCGGAGGCGACCGCGACACCCGGGUUGCCAUAACGCUGUGAAAACCCCCUUUAGGUGUUUUUGAAUUGUUUAGCAAGUUUAUGUAUGAAAACACAACUUAUAUCGGUUUAUUUUGUGAUAUUUCUCUCUAUAAGAGAUCAUUUGAUUGAGAUAUUGUCAUUAGUUUGUGUUAAUCACGCAUAUUUUUGGAGUUUUAGAGGGUUGUCGUCACACGUAGAUUUGUCCCAAAGAGCACGUUUUGUUUCACUUCUCAAACAACAGGAAGUAGCUUGUUGACAAAGUGGGAAAGGGACAGUAGCAGCUAUCUAAAGUUCAGAAAGAGUUGGUGAUUCAGUGAGGUGACUGUUCUCAAAGAGCUCGGGCAUCAUGAGCGGCGACGAAGAAGCCAGUUUUGACCCAAAAGAGCACCAACACCUGCGCUACAACCCCCUGCGGGACAGCUGGGUCCUGGUGUCGGCCCACCGCAUGAAGAGACCCUGGGCAGGUCAGGUGGAAAAGCCCCCCGAGAAGCACGUUCCCAGACAUGACCCCCGCAACCCACUCUGUCCCGGGAACACGCGUGCAAACGGGGAGCUAAAUCCAGACUAUGACAGCACUUUUGUUUUUGAAAACGACUUCCCCGCUCUCCAGCCCCAUGCUCCAGAUCCAGGUUCAUGUGAGGACCCAUUGUUCCAGUCUAAAGCUGCCAGGGGCGUCUGUAAGGUCAUGUGUUUCCAUCCCUGGUCUGACGUCACCCUGCCUCUCAUGAAAAAAGAGGAGGUCGUCAAGGUGAUUGACAAGUGGACAGAGCUUGUUGAAGAACUCGGCGCUACAUACCCCUGGGUUCAGAUAUUUGAGAAUAAAGGAGCCAUGAUGGGUUGUUCAAAUCCACAUCCUCAUUGUCAGGUGUGGGCCAGCAACUUCCUGCCUAAUGAGCCGGCUCUGUCGGACCGCUGCCAGAGAGCGUACCAUCAGAAACACGGGGAGCCGCUGCUGCUGCACUACGCCAAGCAAGAGGCGGAGAAAAAGGAGCGUGUGGUGGUGGAGAGUUCUGAUUGGCUGGUGGUGGUUCCAUACUGGGCAACGUGGCCCUACCAGACACUGCUGUUACCACGACGACACAUCCUCAGAAUCGGCGACCUGACAACCGCUGAGAGGGAGGGUCUGGCUGAUAUUAUGAAGCGACUGCUGACCAAGUAUGACAAUCUCUUUGAGGUCUCCUUCCCCUACUCCAUGGGCUGGCAUGGAGCCCCCACUGGCCCCCACUUAAAGGAAGACAACUCCCACUGGCAGCUGCAUGCGCACUACUACCCUCCUCUGCUGCGUUCAGCGUCGGUGAAGAAGUUUAUGGUCGGCUAUGAGAUGCUUGCCCAGGAGCAGAGAGACCUCACCCCUGAACAGGCUGCUGAGAAGCUAAGAAACCUGCCAGAGGAGCACUUUAAAACCAGAGAGGACCAGGAACAAGGAGCGGGAGAAGAUAAAGACGCAGGGAAAUAGAAGAUCUGGUUUCCUGGCCUUCAUCGAGCCUGUAAGGACACAGCAUCAUAUAUAUACUUUCAUUCAUCAAGCCACCAUACUGGGGCACACUCACUGGGCCGCCAUACCUCUGCAAUGUCCUGUCACCCACAAAUUGCUGCUAUGAUACGGGUACCCAGGUUUUAUUCAGAACUUGGUGAAGCAGCGUUCUCCUAUACUUUGUGCCCCUGCUCACAGAUUAUUGAUUUCGUCUGCCUGGGAGAAUUCAAAGCUCCUUAAUUAUACCUUUGUCUGUUUUGUAUAUGCUUUAUUAUUUCUAUCAUUUUGUGUAACCUUGGAAAUCAUGUGCUAUGUUGGCCAAAUCUCCCUCGGCAAAGAUUUUAAUCUCACGGAGACUUCCUGGACGUGUAAUUCCUCUCACGUGAGUUCAUUUUAUAGCCAUUUCCAUUGAAUUCGAAAGUAAAUAUUUGAAGCGUUGGAAAACGUCUACUGUUACAGUAAAUAUUCUCUAACGUGCGAAGCAGGAUUACGUACUGUAAUGAGUCUUUUUUGUUUUAAAUCUCAAUUUUGCAUUUCCUCUCUGCUUCCCAUCGAUUAUACCGCUUUAUUCUGUUCUAGUAUUUCAUAAAUAAACCUCCCGUAUCACACA